AUGACUAAGGUUUAUGACCUGGUCGAUACGGAUGAUUGGACGGGAAUCGAGGAAGCGGUGGUUCCGCCGUUGUCGCCGAUCGACUAUGGUGCGACAUACUUUGUUGAACAGAGCUUGGUCGUCUUUUACCAGCAGCUGGUAGCACCGUACCGACUUCGGGUCGACAACCUGACCGUAUCGUUUUGGAACGGUAUCGUUCUGAGUGCCGUCUUGCACCGUUGUUGUCCCGGUCGAUUUAAUGAUUUUUUCGACAUGAAGCCUUCGAACGCAAGGCAGAACCUUUGCUUUGCUUGUCACCAUAUUCGCAAGCUGUGGCACAUUGAACCCCCGACGUCGUUGAACAAGAAGGAAAUGUUUUUGUACCUUAGCAAGAUCUUCUGCUACCUGCAGCACACAGAGGUACCGGCUGCUGAUAUAUUUUUAGUUAAGGGUCAGAGCCAUUCGGCCGAUGUCCCUCCAUCUUUUGGUCGUCGUAAUGUCCGUGAGAAAAAACUGAUGGACUCGACGACCGAGCGCAAUCUUACCAGGAAAUCACAGACCGCAACUCGUUGCGGAGAUUCAUCUGCUCAAACUGCUCCCUUGAAUCAGGAGCGUUUAGAAAAAGCAGACGCGAUUAUCUUUAACCCUGGCGGUAACCGUACGUCCAAGGGAUCCCUGUCACAUUACAGAACUCACAAGCUGGACGACGAACGGUUGUUGAGAGUGGAUAACAUGCUAAGGGGAAGGAAUGAUGCCUCAACGGGUGCUUGCAGGAGUCGAUACGGAGCUGGUCGAAGGCCGCCGAUCAUUUGCCGGAAGCUCGACCCUCAGGAAAUUUUGGACAUGGAACGGAAGCUGAAGCUGACUGCUUUGGGAUGCCUUCUGUACCACCGGAAAGAGCCGAACAUAAGCUCGAAGGAUGCGAAGAUUAUUGCGGAGAAAACUUCGCUGUUGAAAGCCAGGGCGCAAAAUGGCUUUAAGGAGCCUACCGGACGUUUCAGUGAAUUUGAUCGAACGGCGAAGAUGCUCGACCAGCACCUACGGCUGCCGAAUAAAACCGGCGCCUUCAGCGUUGCGCAGUUGGCCAAGCUGCACAGCAACAAGAUCGGUGAGUUCGCUUCGCCGAAGCGCAGACCGCCGGUCCCUCUGCCUCCUCAGGCGAGGCAAGUGCCUUCAGGGUCUGAGUUAGCGCGACGGUCACCGCCGCAUAUGCAGCCCUCUCUGCCUCACGCUAGUUGCAUGGUGUGCGGUGCCGCCGUGUACUUGGCCGAACGGGUUUGCAUCGAAAACAACGUUUGCCACCGCGAGUGUUUCCGCUGCGCCUACUGUCAUUGCCACCUUCGCCUUAACGGAUUUGGCUCAGAGUACAUCGACGCACUUGGCAAACACAUCUUCUGUCUUCGCCAUUUGAACCUGCCACUUAACGAGAAGAUACAAUGCGUCACCGCCGGCAGAACCGUUGAACAGUGCCAAAAGCGUACCGGAACAUCUUCAAAACCUGAUUCAUCGGCGCAGUCAGUGGAACGUUUCCAAAAUCAAGAUCAGUUCGAGUCGUGGUAUUCUGACGAUGAAAAGGGGUCCAUUAAGUCUUUCGAUUUUCCAUCUGAUGCUUCGUACACGAAUUUCGCCUUUACUUCUCCCAACGAUGAGGACGACGACGGUGGCCACCAGACGUUGUUCGCAUCAUCUGCAGGCUUCGUCCAAAAUCAGUCUGACGAAAUUUUCAAGGAAAACAGCUCUUCCGAAGAGGAACCGGUUCAAGGACAAAUUAAAGCUACUUCCAGUAUGGUUGAUCUUCGUGUGAAUUUAGGCGCCGAUGCGGAAUUCUCAACCUUUUGUCUGUCGAGACGGAAGGCUCGUUCUCUUCCUUCUUGCAUGCAUGCUUGA
Messenger RNA from Soboliphyme baturini, 1866 nucleotides. NCBI's taxonomy places the organism in Eukaryota, Metazoa, Nematoda, Enoplea, Dioctophymatida, Soboliphymatidae. The record is from the annotation of a GenBank genome assembly.